CAUCACCAUAAGAACGGCGCAGGUCUGGGCACGGCUUCAUUUCUGCGGAUGUGUGGACGUGUUACGCUGCCCCAGGUGCCAUGGCUGAUUCGCAAGGUGCCAGCAAGAGUUCACCGAAACCAUGCUGGGGACGCGGCACCUACCAAAGCAUGGCGCAUAAGUUGGCCACUCUGUUUGCCAUGACGGCAGGGAGCGCCAACGCAACCCAAUUUCCCAUGAUGGUCAUCGCCUACGGGGGAGUGCCUUUCCUGCUGGCCUACUUUGCUUUCCUGGGCUUCGUGACGUUUCCCGCCAUGCGCCUGGAGAGCAACCUGGCACAGUUCGCCGGAGACGGAAACAGGGGCAUCUUCAGCACAGUUCCCCUGUUCAUGGGCAUAGGCUACACAACAACUGCAUACGUCGUGUUCCGUGCGGUGACUGACACCAUGGCGCUAUCGGACGCCCUGGCGUUGCUCCUGUCCUGGACUAGGUCCUUCGACUGGCACCACGAAUGUCCCGGAUGGUGGAUGACACGCAAUUUCUCCUGCUACGCCAUUCUACACGGUUCGAUGCCCUGCAAGCUGGCGAGGGAUGAGCUAACUGACACCUUCCGCCACGACAUGUCGACUGAGGGCCUUCCAGUAGCCAGCGGGAACCAAGUGCUUCUUGUGCAUUCCAAACACUACAAGGAUGAGGCGGAGGGCUGUAUUCCUGACUUGCCUGACACCGGAGCGCCAUAUCACCUCCGUCGACAGGCGGUCUGGGAGCCGGGGGCGUUAGACCUUCUGCGGGCAGAGCCGCUCUUCACCAUCGCGGUUAUCUGGCUGCUGGUGUUCGCGAUUGCUCACAGAGGAUUCCUCAAGCUCAAGACGUUCUUCUACGCCAUCAUUCUCCUGCACGUUCUGACCACGCUGAUGCUCCUGCUAAGGGCCUCCACAUUGACUGGGGCCACUCGCGGACUUCGACUGUUUCUGCAAGCCAACUGGGCAUCCGUUACCAAUCAGGAGAUGUGGUCAAACGCCUUGUACGUGUCACUGGAGAGCGUCGGGGUCACUGGGACCAUCUACCUAAGCAUCGAGCGACUCAACUGCUUCAAGAACAGAUUCCAAGAGGACGUGAUGUUCGUGCUUGUUGCGGACACGGCGAGCAAGGGCAUCGGCACUAUCGUCUCCUUCCUCUUCCUGGGACACCUGUCGUACGCCACGGGCAUCAACGUCCACAUGCUGGUAGACACAGAUUUCAACUUCAUCGUGAGCAUCCUGCCUCAAGCUGUGAGUAUGGUGCCAUUCCCGGAGUUAUGGAGCCGCAUCCACUCCCUCUGGGUGGUUUCCAUGAUGCUGCCUAAGUUCCUCAUCGUGCCCGACAUCAUCAUCGAAGUGCUGUCCGUGACCCAUCCGCCUAUGCUCGUGAACAGGAAGUCAACGCACUUGUCCGUAUGCUUCUUCCUGUUCUGCCUGAGCGUCCCUGUUGUCUUCUCCGGUGGGGCCAAAGGACUGGCUGUUCUGUCGAACAGCCAAAACAGCCUCCGUUUCUUCCUGCUGGCACUCGAGUUCAUCGUGAUACUUCAGCUAUACGGCGCCAAGAGGCUAGAGGUUGACUCUCGUUUGAUGACAGGUCAAGUUCCCGCACCCUUCGUGAAGUUCUGCUGGACGUCGGUCAUUCCACUGACGCUAACAUUGUUGCUUGCGGCGAAGAUGCUGCGUCCCUUUUUUCUCGACCGGCAGUACCCUGUGUCCCUGACCGCGCUGAUCGCUUGGGUCCAACUUGUAGAAAUCAGCUUCAUUCCGAUGUACGCCUUUUUCUUCAUAUCGUCGACGAAGCUGAGUCUGAGGGAUUGCCUCGUCCCGCUUCCAACGUGGGUUCCUUUAAGCUGGGAACAGGCGAUGCUUUAUCGCCAGCAGCUGGCCGCUUACGGACUGGACGCUCACAAUUUCGAGCCGCGUCCUGUGUCUGAACAAGAAACCAUGACAGUUCCGCCUCUGUCACCUCAAGAGCAGAAGACGGAGUCGUCGAGUGACCACCUUGGCACGCACCUGAUCCUGACCACCGAGGCACAGAUCAGCCCUGCGACCAGCGACUGGCGCUAUGACAGCUCCGAGGCGCAGAACGGAGAGCCUCCGGUCAAGUUCCGCUCUCCCCCCGAUAAGGUAAUACCCGAAUCGGGCACCUUCUACAAGUCCCGUCCGCUCAGUUCAUUGUGGCGCCUUGUCAAGUCCAAGAAGGCCGAAGGGGCCGCCUCGCCACCAGUGCCACGCAAGGAAGACGCGCGCCCCAUUGGCGCGCUUCGCAGUGUUGCCAGACCAAUCACUGAGGCUACCAAUAAGUCGACGGUGGCGCUAGUUGCAACCGCACGUCAAGCAGAACCCCUGGGAACGCUGACCUCUUUUCCUAGGAGCGACCCCGGACUCGUAUUACCGUGUGCCAGCCCAGACGUAGCCCCUCCAGCAGCGGUUGCAACUCUCGACAAAGCAGCGCGUAGCGACAGUGAGCUGUUCAAUGAACUGGAAUUUCCUGCCGACUCAGCUGUGCACGAGCGCCUUGCCGCGGCAUCGCCACAAAUGAUGCACCAUAAGUCUUCCUCAUCAGCGGUGGCGCCGUCUACCGAAGACUCAAAACAAGUUGCGAAAGGCCGUGAGGGAGCUGAUGCUGUAGUGAAGGAGUCACUUGGUCCAGGGCCUCAGGUUCUUUCUAGGCUGCGGCAUUUGCUUGAUGACGAGCUGGUGGGUGAAGUAGGAGUCACCGAACCGCCUUUAGGAGAGUAUGCAGCGCAAGAUGCAGCUCCACUCAUACUGCCACCCUCAUGGCGGUCAGAUGUCCUACCUUCGCAUGCGGGAACCACGAUACCAGAUAAACCCGAAAGUCCAUCAGCCGUCCCGCUGCAAGCUGCGACCGAGUCCCCAAAGGGCGGGGGACCACGUAGUUCCCAGGAGCACCUGCUGCCAGCAGGAUCACCCAAGCGCGCGAAGAAGGGUAAAUCGCCAACUCGCUCCAGGAAACAGAGUACGAGGUCUCCCCACAAAGCGGACCUUGGUGCGAGAAAGUCACCUCCGCUUCCUGCACCAGGUGGGACGAAGGACAACCUUUCGCCAGUAAGCGACGCUUCACCAGAGCUUCCGCCGCCACCGGCCAAACCACUGCACCACAAAAGGCAACAUGGUUCUCCAUCGAAGAAGUCGAGGAAAGGUUCGUCCGUAGUUGCUUCUCCUGCCAAGCAUAGGUCACCACCAAAGGCGUUAGACGCGAGGUCUCCACCAGCUGCAGUGCCGCCCAUCUCUUCCGCAAGAUCCCCGCGCACUAGCAAGGCCGCGGGAUCAAGGAAAAAGACCGGAGGAGCAGCCGGCGUGCCUUCCACGGCUGUCGUUGCUACACCCAGUCCCACGCGCCGCACGUUGCCGGAGAAUAAGGCGGUGAAGUCGGACACAGCGUUGGUUUCGGAUAGGAAUGAAGCCGUUGCCAGUGGGGCCUUUUUGCCGGCCUCGGAGGUUCCAUCUCCUUCGCGUAAGUCGCCAUCGCCUCCUGGCAGAAAAGCCCUUCACCAGCACGAGCACCUAGAUGCGACCGUGGUCGCUACAUCCUCGAAGGCGCUUGAAAAAAAGCCGCCUUCCAGAAAGGGUGCAGCCCACGGCCGGCAAUCUGGAGAAAGGCCUUCGCUCGCGCCCUCGCCGACAAGGCAUGCAGAGAACGCUCACCAGCUGGUGCUGGAGUCGCCUCGCCUGAAAGCCAAGAAGAGCAAGGCUCACAGAGCGACCUCUAGAGAAAAGGCGCAACGAAGAGCAGGGAAGCCUGCAGCUCUGGACAGCAGUACGCUUGUAGCGCUACCUGCUGAUGGAUAUCCGCUGGGCACGUCUGCUUCACCGCCCAUAAACAGCACGACGUCGCCCCCUUUGAGCGAGUACGAUGAACUGGACCAAGAGGCGUCACCACUAGAAACUGGGCAUCCAUUACUGCCACAGGAGCGAAAGGACACCGUCGUGGAGGAACCUAGAAGUCCCGACCACGCCAACCAACCUACCCUUCAAGACAGCGCCCAGCUCAAGAAAACCGCUGCGUCAUCACCAGCUGGCACGGCGCCGGCUGUAACUUUAGCAGAGCUUCCUGAAGCAUCCGCCACUCACACGCCGACGUCCCAGGCUGACCUGGGAGCCCCUGUUACUGCGCCAGUAUCAGCAGAAAAUAACGUGGGUCCAGCUGAAGGCCUGGAAACAUGCGAAAUGAGGGUAGAGCAAGGCAAGGACUCGCUCCCGAAGCAGCAUGGUUUACAGAGUCCAAACGUCUAGCCCAGCAACAGGAUAGUUCCUCGCGAGACCGCUGCUUCGCAAGACGGCUACAACUAAGGCGCGCAUCAUCGAAGCUUCAGUACUGGGAAGUAAUAAGCGGGGACAGUCAUGGGCGCGCAGAUUAUCUUAUUAAUGGCUUCACAAACGACCUCACAGGUGAACUCGCAGAAUUCACGUACGCUUAGAUAGACGAUAACCAUGCGGCAUGCUGCUCAGUCAACACUUAGUCAAUCGACUUAUACGCCGACCAACCUAUCCCUUGUAUUGAGUUCUAGAAUUGGUAUCAUGAUAUAGGGAUGACGGUGAUAUCCACGAAUCAUCGGAUGUACAUGGUGCCCAAUUAAUGGGCAGGAUGCCUGGUCAUGGCGCUCUGUGCAAUUACGUGUGACUGAGCGCUUGCACAUCGAGACGUUACGAUGUCAGCCACGUAACUGUGGUUGCCGCUUUUUUUUUAACUUGUUAAUUAAUAUCGUCUGUCUUCGACGGUCUCCGAAUGGAGACAAAGCAAUGUGCUGUAGCUCUCUUUAGUGAAGAACGUUGGCAUUUCGCUUUCCAUCCAGUUUCUUUAAUUACUGUGUGUGCUUAACAUCCGGAUGUAUGUUUUCAAUGCAGUUUUUGCAUUCCUCAGUACGCGUUGAGAUGGAGAGAUCUCAAACGUUCCUUUGUUUUGGUUUUGGUGUUAGCAAUGUUAAUUUCCUUGUGCAUCCAAUGAACUAUCCCCAGGGGAUGAGCAUAGACCUUGUACUGUGGUGAUGAUUGCACAACCUGCCUUCCCCACUCCAAUCCUCAACGUAGACUUUUGUGCACAGUUUGGCCUUACUGGGUUUACCUGCACUGCCUAACGGGUUUGAUAAGCCCUCAAGCGCAUAUGGUCAAAUAGGGAUUGAAGUCAUUUAACUUGACUGAAACCAGCUGAACAGAGUCAUGAUCCUUUGUGCCCAAGGAAAAGAGCCACGAAGGUCACCUGUGGAAUCAUUCAAGAGCAUUCUCGCAGAGCAGCGACAGUGGAGAGCAUGGAGCAGCCUGACUGAUACCGCACUGCUUUUUAUAAAUAUGUUCCCACCUCCUGUUCAUGUCGGAUUUAUACAUGUGAACGAUGAAGCGUUCGCCUGGAACAUCAGUUGGCCUCCUCCUGCGCUGUGACCAUCGUUUGACGGGCAUAAAAGCCAGCGCUUGCAAGGAUUUCCCAACACUCUCGCAGAGCAACGGCAGCGAACCGCACGCAGCAAAUGAUACCUGAAUGUACUGCUUUUUGCGGGUUGGUUUCGUUUCAAGUUUAAUUUCUUAGCUAGUAUUAUCUGCGUCUUUGCUGCUGCUGUACUGAUAUUUAGCCUCUUUGAAUGAUGAGUGGGGACACUACCGAGUUCUUGACUUGUCAUGAGCCAGUGAAGGAAUCAUCACUGUUCCUGAAAUGUGUUUCAUGCAAAUAUUCUUACCAUUUCGAGAAGUCUUCUGGUAUCACUGCCGCCGUUUUCCGCAGUAAGGGUACCUCAAGUAAAACCACCUGGAAUUGUAUAACUUGUUCUUCGACAAAGAGGCGCUGUGACGUCAAGUAACCCUGAGAUCAUAAACAUUGAUAGUAAACUAAGUGAGCUAAACAAGAUGAUUAUGUUGUUUCUCCGACUCGUAGCAAAAGUUGACGCUCUCACUGAAGGAAUGAAAACCAUGAAUGCGAUUUAAAAGUCAAUUGAGCUUCUGGGUGAGAAGUAUUACACCAUCAUUGGAAAGCUAGAUCAACAGAACAAUGACAUGAAUGCCUUCACGAAAACUCUUGAGGUCAUCGAAUCGGGUUUAUCAAAAGUGUGGAAAUGAAAUGAAGCUCCAGCUUAAUAAGGUGGAACUGUGUAGCCGGCGUCUGAACACUGAAGUACACGUACGGCUUGGUUCAAGAAGAAAAUGAAAAACCUUCUCUCAAAAAUAACAGCCUGGCCCGCGAAUUUCGUCUACCUGCUAUUGAAGAAUGUCAUUUGGAUGCCAUUCACAGCCUUGCACCUCACGCUGGCAAAAAAGCUGUUAUAAUUGCCCGAUUUUCAUCCUAUGCCUUGAAAGAAAAGUGGAUGGGGAAUCGCUAUUGCUUCAAGAAGAAGGAACCGAGGAUAAGAGUUAGAAAAACUUAGCGUCCAUGAGCAUGAAUGAAUGAAUGAUUAUAAGACAGAGAGGUCGACCUGAGCUAGUGCGCUCUAGUCUGCUACAAGCAAGUAGCUUCUGUAGCUUGCCCGGUCAAAACGUUCUAAAAGAAAUUAUCGCUCUAGUCUGCUACAAGCAAGUGGCUUCUGUAGCUUGCCCGGUCAAAACGUUCUAAAAGAAAUUAUCGCUACGUAUCACAGAAAAACGGACACGUUUUUUUACAGAAAUCUGAAAGCGAGAGAGUAACACGGUUUCGCGAUGAGAGCGACCUUGACAAAAUGACGUGAUUUCCUUGUCUCAAUCGUUGCUAGAGUGCGCAGUCGCACAUUAUGUCCACCUUACUCUAUCUCGAUUUCGAAUCAUUUCAUAGUGCCACCUUCAAAGAUAA
Messenger RNA from Dermacentor albipictus, 6771 nucleotides. RefSeq names its product nascent polypeptide-associated complex subunit alpha, muscle-specific form-like. Gene Ontology annotation, cellular component: plasma membrane. NCBI's taxonomy places the organism in Eukaryota, Metazoa, Arthropoda, Arachnida, Ixodida, Ixodidae. Gene Ontology annotation, biological process: sodium ion transmembrane transport. Gene Ontology annotation, molecular function: L-amino acid transmembrane transporter activity. The record is from RefSeq and is a predicted model, not a curated record.